AUGAAAACAUUUGAGUUCGAACUUAUGAAUUUAUUUUCAAUGGAAUCAGAAAGAUUAACUGAAAAGAAAUUAGAAUUUGGAGCAGGGCAAUAUGAAUACACUAUUCAAUUUAAUAUUUCAAAGAAAAGUGGGUCUUUGUUAGAUGAUUUAUUUGUUGUUAUGUCAUACAAAAAUACAAAAAGUGGAUUUAUGAAUGAGUAUCAAGGUUCAAUGAAAGUAUUUUCUGCGUUAGAAGGAUUAAACAAAUUAACUCAAAUUGUUGAAUGUAAAGAAACUGAAGAAAGUGGAUAUCUUGUCUCCUUUGAAUACGGUGGAGGAAUUAUGCAAAUCCUUCUUAAAAAAACAAAGGGUGUUGAAAUUGAAAAAAGGAAGAAACAACAAAUAAAAGAUACACCAUUUGUAGAAAAUUCACAAGAACUAACAACAACUAAAGAAGAGCUGAAAAAAAAUUUAUUAGAAACAAAAAUAGAAGUUAUGAUAAAUAAUUUUAACAUAAUGCAAGAACAAUGGGCACAAAAAAUUACUGAAAGUGAUAAAAAAGAAAAAGAAUUACAAAAGGAAAUUAAUGAAAUUAAAGAGUUAAAAGAAUUAAAUGAAAGAUUAUUAAAAGAAAAAGGGGAGUGGUAUGAAGAACAGCAAAAACUUAUCAUUUGGAAAGAACAAAAAGAAGAAGAAAUUAAAAAACUAAAAGAAGAAAUUGGUAUUUUAAAAAGUUUAAAAUCAUCAGACAAUAACAACGAAGAAAAUGAAAUAAUAAUUUCAAAAGAAGAAUACGAAGAGCUUAAAAAACGAAUAGAAGAAUUAGAAAUAAAAUGUAAUUUCAAAGAAGAAUUAGAAAAUUUAAAGAAAAGAGUUGAAGAAGUAGAAAAGACAAUCAAUAAAAUAGAUAUUAAUAUAUUAAACGAUAAUAUUAAUGAAAUCAAUAAGCAAAAUGAAGAAUUAAAUGAAAAAGUAAAUGAAUUAAAAGAAGAAAAAAUGAAAAAUGAAAAUAGUAUUGAAAAGAGUAAACAACAAGAAGAAUUAAAAGUGCUUAAUGAAUUAAUUAGAGAAUUACAAGAAACUAUAAGUAGUGUUGAGGAGAACCAAAUCAAAAAUGAAACAGAAAUUAAAGAAAUUAAAGAAGAAAAGAAUCAAAUAAUACAAUUAAUUGAAAAAAAAGAAAAGAAAAAUAAAAUUCCAAGAGUCAUGACAUGUACUGAAGAAGUUAUUGAAAUUUGUCAAAUAGUAAAAGAAAAUAAAAAAGAAAAAAAGUGUCUUGUUAUUUGUCAACAACAAACAAAUGAAAUUAUUAUAAGUGUUAUUAUUGGAGAAGAACUAUUUGAAGGAAUUUAUCAUUGCACUAUUCAUAAUAUACCAUUUAAUAUUUUAGGCCAAAUAAUUGAAUUAGCAGAAAUUACAAAAGAAAAAGACAAAGUUUAUGUUGAAUAUAAUCAAAAUAAAAUUGAAUUAGGUUUAGAAAAUCAAAUAGAAGUAUGGCCAAGAAUUGUUAAAAUAUAUCAUUAUAUUGGAAAUGAAUCUGAUAUUCUUUUAGAUGGUACAUUUGAAUAUACUGAAGAAAUAAAAGAUAAUAAUUAUCGAUUAAAAUUAGUUGGAGAUAAAGAAAAAGAAGAAGAACUGCAACAACAAAUAAAAGAAGAACCACAACAAGAAAAAGAAGAAGAGAUAUCUCAAUCACCAUCUUCUUCUUCAGAUAAAACAGAUAAGGACAGCGCUGAACUUAUUAAAGAAAUUCAAGAUAAAGUAAAAGAGACAUCAAUUAGUCAACCUAAAAAAAUAAAGAAAUCCAAAACUGUUUUUGUAUAUUCAUCAUUACCAACACAGUUCCAAGGAAGAAGAAUACAACAACUAGGAAAGAAAGUACCACACUAUAAAUUUACAGAUUUUUGGAAUGGAUAUGGAAGUUGCAUUACUCCAGAUAAAAUUGUGUUGUAUUAUAUUUAUGAAAAAGAAGAGUGUGACUAUCAAAGUGAUUUAGAGGCAUUAAAAAUUGUCUAUCCAAGCAUUCCAAUAAUUACUGUUAUUUUAAAUUAUCCGGAAUAUUGUCUUGCACCACCUAAAACUAAUGAAGAAGAUGUGUUUGUUAUUGACGUUAUUUCUAAUAUUUUAGAAGACGGAGGGAUGUUACUUCAAUUUAUAAAUGAACUCACUAAAGAUGAGUAA
Molecule: messenger RNA, 2160 nt
Organism: Entamoeba dispar SAW760
Lineage: Eukaryota; Evosea; Mastigamoebida; Endamoebidae
Product: synaptonemal complex protein, putative
Exons: 1
Coding region: 1-2160 (719 amino acids)
Source: RefSeq, a predicted model, not a curated record